Molecule: messenger RNA, 2376 nt
Organism: Pseudomyrmex gracilis
Lineage: Eukaryota; Metazoa; Arthropoda; Insecta; Hymenoptera; Formicidae
Product: PP2C-like domain-containing protein CG9801
Exons: 9
Coding region: 602-2185 (527 amino acids)
Source: RefSeq, a predicted model, not a curated record
CAAGCGCGUACAUAUGUACAACGAAUGUGAUAAGAGGCGAAAUCUGUCAAGCGCCAGCUGAUUUUAGCCCGCGCGCGCUGUAUACCAAAAACUGGAAGAGCGACGCACACAUCGGUCGUCAGAUUGUCGCGCUAAUUUGCGUCGAUUUCUCGACCCCGUUUUAAACCAGACACGUACAUACGUAUAUGCGCGUAUAUAACGUUACCUCCUCGGCGAGAACGUGUCGAACGUGACAUCCGUUGACGCCCCAUUAUUACCCAUAUUAAUCGCGGCCGUGCUACGAACGACGUUCUGAUUUCCAUGUAUGCACAAGCGAGAGACAGACCGCGGUCAUUUGCUGUCGCGCGUGUAACACGGCGUGAAAAGUGGCCUGUGUUUGGGUUCGCUUCUCACUCUCGCAAGUACACACACAACACGGGUAGUUCAUGUAUUGACACAUUGCCAAUAUGGCGCUCAAGUGGAAGACUAUAGACUCGCGUAGCACGCAUCAUGAUCUCAUUCCCAUUCAGUGAGAAUUUUCCCAGACACACAGGAAUUAAACUUUCUUACAUUAACAAUAAGUUGGAGUUUAUUUGGAGACCUGCUGCUGGCAGCUAUAACCAUGAUGCCAAGUUUACGGAAGAAAGUUGCCGGUUUCAUGCGCCAACUAUCUAUUAGCAACUUAGCUGGAGCUGUAGAGAGUAUAGGUCUUGGAGAACAACCACUUAGAAACCCACGAUCAUUAACUCAGGAUUUUCCUGGUGGCUGUUUCAUCACACGCUACCUCAAUGGGCUAGAAGCAAAACAAGAAGGACCACCUAUUUUGCAUGGUAGAAAUCCAGAAGAAUUGCCAAGUAGGCAGCUUGACAAUUUUCUAGAAAAUGAAGAAAUAUUUGCAGCUUAUACUGGUCCUGAUAGUGGUCUUACAGCAGUUAAUCUUCAGCAGAAACAUUUAAGUAUUAGUGAUACUGAUAUUGAUUAUAUUGACAUGCUAGAUCAAAAUGAACAAUAUAGAAGUGGAUCAACAACAUCAAAUGUUACAGUUGCCGGAGUUACUGAUUGGUUCAAUCCUCAUGAAAAUGCAUAUGGAAUUGCAACUACAUUGUAUGAGAAAAAUCCUAUAAACGAUACUAAUAAUGGAGAACCAAUAGCUGAUUGCUUUGGUAUUGUAGCAAGACCAAACUCCGCUAUAUUAGCUCUUGCAGAUGGUGUUAAUUGGGGUACAAAAGCAAGUAUAGCAGCCAGAUCUGCGGUCCAUGGAAGUAUUGAAUAUUUGAAUCGAGCACUAUUCUGUCCAUCUAUAAAUAGUGAAAUGACGACAACAAAAGAUGUAUUUAUUGCGUUACUACGAUCAUUCCAUGCAGCACAUUCUUUAAUUCUUCAGGAACAAGGAAUGCUUACUACUUUAACAGUAUGCACAGUCCUUCCACUGCCAAGUUCAAAUACUGAUACAAAUAUAUGCCAGAAAAAAUAUAUUGCUUGUACCUGCAAUGUUGGUGAUAGUUUGGCUUAUGUAUAUUCGAGGAAAACUGGUGUGAGAGAGAUAACACGAGGAUCUCAUGACAUUCACUGCAUGCGAGACAUGCGAGAUGCCUUAGGAGCUCUAGGUCCAGUAGACGGCUCUAAUCCUGAAUUGAAUAACUUAACGCUGGCUAUAACGGAAGUCGAAAGAGGCGAUAUAGUAUUUUUGACAAGUGAUGGAAUUUCGGAUAACUUCGAUCCUGUGGUCGGAAAAUUUGCAGUUUUACCCAAUCAUAGCAGUGGCGCUGACGCCACGCGGCAAAGUCAUGAUGCGAGAUCGAGAACUCGUCGAAGAUCUGUAGAAAAUUUGCGACAUACAGAAUCGAGUAACAGUAACGGGAAUAGCAACAACCUGCCUAUAGUUGAAGCUUAUCAAAGACAUGAACUUACAUUGCUCAGGAUGGAAGAUUUAUUGAGACGUGGAGUUUCUGGAGAAGGGCCACCGUGCAAUAGUGCCAAACAUCUCUGUGAACUUCUUUUAGACUUCGCAGUGCGCAUAACUGCUGCGAAGAGACGAAUUUUAGAAGAUACGGAAUUGUAUUAUGCACAACAGAAAGAUGGUCAAUUAAUACAGCUUUCAAAGCAAGAACAAAGAUCCCGAAGGAAAAAGACAUUAGAGAAGAUAUCUAUGAUACCUGGCAAGCUAGAUCACGCAACGGUUGUUGCAUAUGUAGUCGGAUCCUAAAUUUUUUCGACGUAUAAUUUGUAAUUUAGAAUUACAAAUAAUAUAGUUUUUUUAUUUGUAUGAAAGUUAGUAAAAAUUAAGCUUUCUAUAUAUUCUGACGUAUAUUCUCUAGAAUUAAAUAAAAAUUAUAUCUUUUACAAGUCACUGUCACAAAUUUACUCUUUAUAAAUAGUUGCAAUAAAAGUGUAAAA